CACUUCGUAAACAGAGCAGGCAGGCGUGUCUGAAAUAGCCUGUGGUUUGACGACCGCCGCUCUCGCCCAGUUUUAAACUUUCAACUUGGCGAUCAACAUCAUUGUACAGACUAUCUUCGUAGUGGCGUCUUGUGGAUGUGACUAGUGUGUUUGGAUUAGACUGGACGAGAAGCUGAAAUGGACAGAAAUGAAACUGAGUGAAUGCAACCGUCAGGCGGACCCACAGUUUAACUUAACAGUUUAAAUGUGUCCAGUUUGAAUGGAAAAGCUACAAAGAUACUGAUGUACAGGAUGGCAUGAAUGGCAUCCAGCUCACCACAUGGCUUAGCAGGUCUCUACCCAAAGCCGAUGCCAGCUCUCACCAGCCUCUGCCCACCCCCAGGUGCGUUGUCUGACCUCUCCUUGAGCAGAGAUACCGAUAAUUGGCCAACACAGUGGGCAUCAUGAAGAGGGGGGUCCAUAAGCCACCGGAGCCUGACGACCCCUUGUGCUGCUGUGAGUAUGUGGACAGGAAAGGAGGCCGGAGCCAUGUGGUGGCGUGUUGCUGCGACUGCGAGGACUUGGACGACGCGUGCGAUAGGUGGCUGAAACGGGAGGAUCAAAAGCCAGACUCUUUGUCUCGAGUGAUAGACUCUGUGUCUGACCGACUACGGGUGCCAUGGAUUCAGGGGGCGAAACGUGUCGACCUGUCCCUGCUCCCGCCCCUCGUGUUGCUUCCUGUCCUGCUGCGCAUCGCAGCUUUGCACGUCUUUCUGGGAGUUGUAGUCCUGACAGCACUUCCUGGACUGGUGUUGUGGUACUACUACUUCACCCACCGCAAGAAGGGCCGCACGCUGUUCUUUCUGAGUCUGGCGCUGUUCUCGCUGGGCUACAUGUACUACCUCUUCAUCACAGAGAUAGUCCCCAGCGGCGACAUCACGACCACUCAGCUGGCCACAGUGACAAUGGGUGUGAUUCUGACUCUCAUCUCCCUCGUCCAGACCAAGAGGGGGCCAGGCUACGUCAAGCCCCGCCUGUCCGACACCCACAGCACCAUCACCUAUCACAGUCCACUUCCUGAUAAGGACUCCUCCCACCUGAACGGAACCCGGCACCAGGUGGUCAUAGCCAAUCGGGGAACGGCGACGCUGGAGCACGUAGCCAAUAACGGCGCAGUGGAGGAGGUCCCAUCGGGGCAAACGGCGAAUAAGAAGACGAGCUGGUGCCCCUGGUGCAAGACAGUACGCUCCCCACGGGCCGGACACUGUCGCAUCUGCAGUGCCUGCAUCCAGCGCUUGGAUCACCAUUGUGUCUGGAUUAACAGCUGCGUGGGGCGGGCCAAUCACCGCAGCUUCCUGAUGACGCUCCUCCUCUUCCUGUUAACCUCGCUGUACGGGAUCAGCCUGGUGCUGCGCACCGUGUGCCCUCGCCAGAACGUGCUAAUCGCCCUGCUCUACUGCCCUGGAGUCUACAGCCAGUACAGCUCGGCCCUCUGUUUCACCUGUGCCUGGUACAGCAGCAUCGUGACGGGCGGCUUGCUCCACCUCCUGGUCCUCCAGCUCAUCAACGUCAGCUACAACGUGACGGAGCGCGAGGCACGACUCGCCCUGCGCGACAGGACCGGCCGCACGCUCCUCUGGGGCCUCGUCAUCGACACCGGCGUCUACUCGCAGGGUUUCCGCAACAACUGGGCAGAAUUCCUGACUAUGGCCGACCACGACGACGACAACGACCACAACAACUCCGACCGAUCGCCACCCGCCUUCACGGAACUGGUGUAGGACUGUGUAGCCCUCACCCUCAGUGUUGAAUGGCUGGCAGGCAACCUACCAAACUCUGGUUUCUGGUUCUUCUCAGUUUUUGUUAUUCUGGGCACCGUCCGCCCUGCGUCAGACAGUUUUGAUUUGCUCAUGUGUUGGUUUCCCCUUAGAAGCCUGAAAGGUGGUGGAACUGCAUUAGAGGAAGCAGCCACUCUAAGCACAGUUCUUUUGGCUCAGUUCCCUAAUCCUCCAGUUGGGGGCACUGUUGUGCCAUGUCUUCUCCUCGGCACAGGUACAGGUACAGAUCCACGCAGUCCUUGUGUGUAUGAGGAAAAGGUUUACAGGGCGGGUCAUGGGGAUGUGUGGUGAAACAUGGCUAACAGUGAUAUCAGCUCCACGCCUUCUGGUCUUCUUUUUAUUACUCUCUUUUUUUAUCGCCUGCUUCUACAGCAGCUGACACAUUUUCAAACAUGUCACAAAUCCAUUUCAGUGUCUCUUGCCUUUUCCAUUUAUUUAGUUAUUUAUUUUUCUGCAGACAACUUUUUUCAUUUGUAGGGCAUAUAAUGAUCUACUCCUGUACUUCAAUUUUUCUUCCAAAGCCUCAUUUCUUUCUUUGGCUGUAGAUCUAGUGACCUUCUGUGCCCUUCAGAGAGUGAUGAAAUGAUGACCUUCUCAAACUACAUCCACACAGUUCACCAGUUCAUCCAUAGAAUUCGGAUUUAGAGUUCUGGCAAUAAGCAAUUUUCUAGAAAGCAGAAGUGAGGUCAAUAACCCCUGACUUUGUGUAAGAAACAUCAUUAGUUUACACCUCCAGUGGUUCCUACCCAGAUGUUGCAUGGAUCCAGGUCCAUUAUCAUCUGGCCAGAUCUGCUCUAAAGGCAGCUGUUUCACAAACUAACACCUUUUUGUUGGUGAAGUGUUAAUCAAAUGACUUUUUAGACUCAUGAAUAUUUACAGGUGCUGAAGCAGAUGUGAUUCGAACACUUCCAUCAGCCUGUCUGUCUCACAUUCCCCUUUGAAGACGCAAUGUGUGAGAGACUUCUUUAAAUGGAUGAAUCACUUUCAGAAGGCGUCAUUACGAUCGUUUGUACCAUCUGUGUUUGAGAAGGUGUGUAGAAGGCUUCAUCACAGAAGCAUACAUGAAAGCACAGACCAAUCAAACUCACUUCAGACACAACUUGGCUUCCUGAUUGAGUUGUAAUUACAAUCCUGCGAAAUUGCAGUAUCCGAAACAGCUUUGUUCUAAUGAGAAUAACAUAAUGUAUUUCCCUACGAUAACACAUGGAAGAAAAUAAACAAUGGGUAAACUUGAGGAAAGAAACAAAAUAAAUUAUACACAUGUUCAGAGACAAAUAGUGGA
This is a messenger RNA of Sardina pilchardus (European sardine), 3099 nucleotides long. RefSeq names its product zinc finger DHHC-type palmitoyltransferase 23b (gene zdhhc23b). The record is from RefSeq and is a predicted model, not a curated record. Gene Ontology annotation, biological process: peptidyl-L-cysteine S-palmitoylation; protein targeting to membrane. Gene Ontology annotation, molecular function: protein-cysteine S-palmitoyltransferase activity. The transcript is spliced from 5 exons. Lineage: Eukaryota; Metazoa; Chordata; Actinopteri; Clupeiformes; Clupeidae. Bases 444 to 1760 code for a protein of 438 amino acids. Gene Ontology annotation, cellular component: Golgi apparatus; endoplasmic reticulum.